Messenger RNA from Cucumis sativus (cucumber), 929 nucleotides. Its product is annotated as probable NAD(P)H dehydrogenase (quinone) FQR1-like 1. Lineage: Eukaryota; Viridiplantae; Streptophyta; Magnoliopsida; Cucurbitales; Cucurbitaceae. Bases 136 to 747 code for a protein of 203 amino acids. Gene Ontology annotation, molecular function: NAD(P)H dehydrogenase (quinone) activity; FMN binding. The record is from RefSeq and is a predicted model, not a curated record. The transcript is spliced from 4 exons.
AAGUAAAAAUAAGGAGGCAAGGCGGAUGGAGCACCUAUAAAUAAUCCCCCUUGCUUUCAACAACUUCAUCGUCAACGAUUCAUCGAAAACAGGAACUACAAUAAUCUUCCAACAACACUUCCCAUCACUGCAUCAAUGGCAACCAAAGUGUAUAUUGUUUACUAUUCCAUGUACGGACAUGUUGAGAAACUUGCUGAGGAGAUUAAGAAGGGAGCUCAAUCGGUAGAAGGGGUUGAAGCCAAGUUGUGGCAGGUUCCUGAAACAUUAACCGAGGAUGUCCUUGGCAAGAUGAGUGCACCACCAAAGAGUGAUGUACCAAUAAUCACCCCAAGCGAACUCUCCGAGGCCGAUGGGUUUGUUUUUGGUUUCCCAACUAGAUUCGGUAUGAUGGCUGCUCAAUUCAAAGCAUUUCUGGAUGCAACUGGAGGUCUUUGGAGAACCCAACAACUUGCAGGCAAGCCUGCCGGUAUUUUCUACAGUACCGGAUCCCAAGGGGGUGGCCAAGAAACUACCGCGUUGACUGCCAUCACUCAACUAACCCACCAUGGAAUGAUUUUCGUACCCAUUGGUUACACUUUUGGUGCUGGGAUGUUCGAGAUGGAGCAAGUUAAAGGUGGAAGUCCUUACGGAGCUGGAACUUUCGCUGGCGAUGGCUCGAGAAAACCAACUACUCUUGAGUUGGAGCAAGCCUUCCACCAAGGAAAGUACCUUGCUACCAUCACAAAGAAGCUCAAGGGAUCAGCCUAAGCUUAAGUUUACCAUAUCAAAGUUCCUGUUUGAAAAAUUUCCCAUUUUUUUCACCAUUUGAAUUUCGUUUUGCUUGCAAUAAAUCAUUGGAUUGUUUUGGUUUUGUGUAUUGUAUUAUGUUACGUGUGCCUCCCGCUCACAAUAUAGUAUUUUUAAAUGAUACAUGCUUGAUAUUUUAGUUA